Messenger RNA from Thermothielavioides terrestris NRRL 8126, 1410 nucleotides. RefSeq lists its product as uncharacterized. The transcript has 4 exons. The record is from RefSeq and is a predicted model, not a curated record. NCBI's taxonomy places the organism in Eukaryota, Fungi, Ascomycota, Sordariomycetes, Sordariales, Chaetomiaceae. Bases 1 to 1410 code for a protein of 469 amino acids.
AUGAGAGACCACGUGUGGACGGACGAGCGAAACCGCGAGCAGCGUCGGUGGGUCGAGAGCCUGGACGAGGGCACAAUCUGCAGCCUAGCCUCGUCCUUCCAUGGCGGCGAUCCAUGCACAAUCUUCCAGGAUCGCCGACGCGGCUCGUUCAAUGUCUGCUUCUUCGUCCAAUUCACCCGCCCUCCCCACGACCGCUGGGUCGUCCGGCUCCCCAUCGCCGGCGCCGUUCCCCAGCCCAUGCUGGACGAAAAGCUGGAGAUCGAGCUCGCCACAAUGAGAUACGUCGCGGCCAAGACGACCAUCCCGGUGCCGAAGGUGCACGCCUACGCGUUCUCGAACGAGAGCGCGGCGCUGGACGGCCACCCCUUCGUCAUCAUGGACUUCGUGGCGGGGCAGGACCUCAACCGCCUCGGGUUCGGCCGCGACGAGGUCUGGGGCGACCUCCUGGCGCCGGGGCAGCCGCAGACGCCGGCGACGAGGCGCGUCCACGAGCAGAUCGCGGACGUGUACGUGCAGCUGCGGCGGCUCGAGUUCCCGCGGAUCGGCGCGCUGGGCGUGCGCUCGCGGCGCGUGCCGCUGACGUCGUGCAGCCCGGACGAGAUCGUCGUGUGCAACAGGCCGCUGUCGGUCGCCAUGGCGGGCCAGGAGCGCAGCGGCUAUGGCCCGCUGUUGGCCUUCCCGCCCCGGACGACCUUCUCCACCGCGAGCGCGUUCGUCAAGGCCCUGCUGUGGCUGGCCGACAACUACCUGGACAAGGCGCCCCACCUGGGCAUGGACGUGAAGGAGCCCAAGGCCAUCCUUUACGCGGCGCACCACUUCAAGUGGUACGUCCGGCAGGAGUGGCUCGACCACUCGCGCAAUUUGGGUCCGUUCGUCUUGGCACAUGGCGAUAUAGAUCAGGUGUUGGGCAACACGCUGUUCGACGACGACUACAACCUUGUCGGCGUGGUCGACUGGGAAUGGAGCUGGGUUGUUCCGGCGCAGUUCUUGGUUCCCCCCAGCUGGCUUGCGGGCGACUCGCCAGGCAACUUGCUGUACGCGCAGGAUGCCUUCAACGAGCAGUGCCGCAGGCUCCUUCAGGCCGUCAGGGAGCAGCCCGCACGCAGGUGCCACUCGGCCAUCACCCUCGCGCUGAAGUUCCCCCGUCUCACCUAUUACGUGUACUGGGACUACGUUUUCAAGGCCAAGUCACCCAGGUGGAGGUCUGCGACCGAGAAGGACGUCGGACAGCGACAGUCAACCGAUUUUGGUUCGCGAAUCGCGGCAUUCAUGGCGGGCUCUCAGAAGCGAUGGGACUUUCUGGCGAGAAAGAUCCGCGAGCAGGUCGAGUUUUUCGAGGCCGAGAGAGUGCGCACGAAGCAGAGCGAUCCGCGGCAGAUUACGGACCGCCCUCAUUUUUGUUUAGAGUAG